This is a messenger RNA of Populus trichocarpa (black cottonwood), 1184 nucleotides long. RefSeq names its product ATP synthase subunit delta', mitochondrial. The transcript is spliced from 2 exons. The coding region runs from base 295 to 918 and encodes 207 amino acids. Lineage: Eukaryota; Viridiplantae; Streptophyta; Magnoliopsida; Malpighiales; Salicaceae. Gene Ontology annotation, biological process: proton motive force-driven ATP synthesis. Gene Ontology annotation, molecular function: proton-transporting ATP synthase activity, rotational mechanism. The record is from RefSeq and is a predicted model, not a curated record.
AUCUUGGGUAUCGACAAGUUCUUUAAAAAAAUAAACUAUAUAACCGAGAAUUUAAGAUAAAUUAAUAAAUUAUGUUUAAGCCCUUAAGUGUUUAUUCAAUUCCUCUUCAGUCUCUAGGCUCCUAGAACCUGCACAAUAAUCCCUAUAAGAUUCACGCGCGAGGCACGUGAGAUAAAAUCCACUGGUGGAAAAUAACUUACAGCAGUAGGCUAGCAGUUCUACUAUUCGGCAAUUCCUUCCUCAGAGACACAGGCAGACCUUUAUUUCUUCCAAAAGCAGCCGUCAGCAGCAACCAUGUUACGCCAAGCAUCACGCCUACUGACUCGAUCCAUCGCCACCACUCAACAACCGAUUAGGGUGAUGGGGGCUCGACCCAUGUCGACGAACUUGCCAGACACACCCGUCCAGGACUCAGCAUUUAUUGAAUCAUGGAAAAAAGUGGCACCAAACAUUGAUCCACCAAAGACUCCAUCGGCUUUUAUGAAGCCUCGUCCUCCUACUCCAUCUACUAUUCCUUCUAAGAUCACUGUCAAUUUUGUUCUUCCAUAUGCAUCAGAGCUCACCUCCAAGGAGGUUGACAUGGUCAUUAUACCAGCAACAACUGGGCAAAUGGGUGUUUUGCCAGGGCAUGUACCUACUAUUGCGGAACUGAAGCCUGGGGUCUUAUCAGUCCAUGAAGGAAAUGAUGUGAAAAAAUAUUUCCUUAGCAGUGGGUUUGUCUUUGUCCAUGCAAACUCGGUUGCUGAUAUAGUCGUUGUUGAGGCUGUUCCAAUUGACCACAUUGAUCAGAACUUGGUUCAAAAGGGGCUAGCAGAUUUCACACAGAAGCUCAGCUCAGCUACAACCGAGUUGGAGAAAGCUGAGGCACAGAUUGGUAUUGAUGUUCACAGUGCUCUCAACUCUGCAUUGGUAGGCUGAUGGUCAUUGUGGUCCUGUCUUCAGUUUUUCUCACAAUUCUUCCCUGUCUGUUUGAUCUUUGUCUCUGUAACUGAUAAGCUCUGCCAAGAUAUGUUUUUGCUGUGAUUUCCAGAGAUCUAAAUAAAGCCUUAUAAACAAGAAGUCCAAUGUUUUUUCCCUUCCUUCAAGACACCUCUCUGCUCAGGAUGAUGUUUCCUUCCAACUGAUAAAUCUGUUUCUUAAAACACAAAUGGAAUUGCUCUCUAGUGAAUUGAGACUGUUGAUUA